UCUCUCUCUCUCUCUCUCUCUCUCUCUCGCUCGCUCUCUGUGGUUGAUCCUCUUCCCUUGGCCUCGCCGGACCCGACUCGCCUCCGCACCACCCAUCGGCGACUCGACGCCGACCGCCUUCUUUCGCCUCCCCUUCCAUCAGAUAAGAACCGAACCUGCCAUCGGGAUCGCAUCGGUCGGUGUAGAUCAAGACCUUUGGACCGGAGGGGAGGGCAGGAAGCGCACCGUGUCCGGCGCUACCUCGCCGGCGAUGUCAAGGAUACCGACUGGAAACAGGAGGGAUACCUCCCAACCCGGUGGUUAUUCAAACGAAACAUCUCUUCGUGUUGUUGUGCUGGAAAAUAGCGAAGUGUAUAUUAUCAUUAGCUUAUCAUCACGGCCCGAUACCCAAGUAAUUUAUGUGGAUCCAACUACUGGCGCAUUGCGUUACGAUGGGAAGAUUGGGAAGGAUGUUUUUGGAUCCGAGGAACAGGCUAUGAAUUAUGUCACGGAUGGAUCAAGGUUGCUGUGUAAGAGUAAUAUAUAUGGUAGGGCUAUACUUGGUUAUGCAUCACUUGGGAGCUUCGGAUUACUUUUAGUUGCAACCAAGGUAACCGCUAGCAUCCCAAAUCUCCCUGGUGGUGGGUGCGUAUACACAGUCACAGAAAGUCAGUGGAUCAAGAUUCAACUUCAAAAUACUCAACCCCAAGGAAAAGGUGAAUUAAAAAACAUUCAGGAAUUAGCUGAGCUUGACAUUGAUGGAAAACAUUAUUUCUGUGAAACAAGGGAUAUUACCCGCUCCUUCCCAAGCCGCAGGAGUUUUCAGGAACCAGAUGAUGAAUUUGUUUGGAAUGGUUGGUUCUCAAAGCCUUUCAAAGAUAUUGGGUUGCCAAAACAUUGUGUCAUUCUUUUGCAGGGUUUUGCUGAGUGCCGGAGUUUUGGUGGUACAGGUCAGCAAGGUGGGGUUGUAGCUCUUAUUGCACGUCGUAGCAGACUACAUCCAGGCACUCGUUAUUUAGCUAGAGGUCUGAAUGCUUGUUGUGGCACAGGAAAUGAAGUGGAAUGUGAGCAGCUUGUGUGGGUUCCUCAGCGGGCAGGGCAAAAUGUUUCAUUUAGUUCAUACCUCUGGCGACGUGGCACUAUACCCAUCUGGUGGGGUGCAGAGUUGAAGAUUGCUGUAGAGGCCGAAAUUUAUGUUUCUGCUCAGGAUCCUUACAGAGGAAGUUUGCAGUACUAUAAAAGACUAAGUAGGAGAUAUGGUCCACAAAUUUCUGAAUUGAAGGCAGUGGGACAAAAGAAAACUCCGGUUCCAAUUAUUUGUGUUAACUUGCUAAGAAGUGCGGAGGGGAAGGCAGAAACCAUUUUGGUUGAACAUUUCAAAGAUUCUGUAAAAUAUGUAAGAUCUACAGGAAAACUUCCUUCUACUUUUAUUCAGUUGAUUAAUUAUGAUUGGCAUGCGACUGUAAAGUCCAAAGGUGAACAAGAGACAAUUGAGGGGCUAUGGAGACAUCUCAAGGCACCUACAAUGGCUAUUGGCUUUUCUGAAGGAAAUUAUUUUGCUUCAGAGAAGCAGCUCAAAGAAUGUAAAGGACUAGUGGUCUCUAAUGAUGACUUUGACGGUGGAUUCUGUUUGAGAUCACUUCAAAAUGGGGUGAUACGGUUCAAUUGUGCAGACUCAUUAGAUAGAACAAAUGCUGCCAGUUACUUUGGGGCUCUUCAGGUUUUUGUGGAACAAUGUGAACGCUUGGGCAUAUAUCUUGAUAGAGAUGCAUUUUUUGGCUUUUCUUCAAUAAACAAAUCUGCAGAUUAUAGUGGAAAUACAGGUCCUUUGCCACCCGGUUGGGAGGAACGUUAUGAUUCUGUAACAGGUAAACAUUUCUAUAUUAACCACAAUACACGGACAACUACCUGGGAGCAUCCUUGCAAGGGCAAACCCUGGAAGAGAUUUGACAUGUCAUUUGAUAGAUUCAAGAGUUCAACAGUGUUAGCUCCAGUAAAUCAACUGGCUGACCUUUUCUUGCUAGCUGGUGACAUUCAUGCGACAUUGUAUACUGGUUCAAAAGCAAUGCAUAGUCAUAUUCUAAAUAUAUUCAAUGAUGAUGGUGGGAAGUUUAGCAAGUUUUCUGCAGCACAGAAUGUUAAGAUUACACUUCAGAGGCGAUACCAAAAUGUUAUAGUGGAUAGUUCUCGCCAAAAGCAGUUGGAAAUGUUUCUCGGACUGAGGCUUUUCAAGCACCUUCCUUCCAUACCUAUGCAUCCUUUGAAAGUAUUAUCACGGCCAUCUGGAUGUUUUCUAAAACCAAUUCCGACUGUCCUGCCAACAACUGACAAUGGUUCUAGUCUCCUCAGUUUUAAGAAAAAGAACCAAAUUUGGGUGUGUCCUCCUGCUGCAGAUGUUGUUGAACUUUUUAUCUAUCUUGCAGAACCUGGCCAUGUAUGCGAAAUUCUUCUAACAAUAUCACAUGGUGCAGAUGAUUCCACUUAUCCAGCUACUGUUGAUGUUAGGACUGGAUGUAGUAUAGAUGAGCUUAAGCUUGUUCUUGAGGGUGCAUGUAUACCAAGGUCUCCUGAUGGGACAAACGUGUCCAUCCCUUUGACUGGAAAAGUUGAUUCCAAGGAUUUAGCUGUCACUGGAAAGAGCUCACAUGCUCAAGAAGGUUCCUACCUGCCUUUGUUGUUUGACUAUGAAGAAUUGGAGGGAGAAUUGAACUUUCUAACUCGCAUUAUUGCACUUACUUUUUAUCCAUCUGUUCCUGGAAGGCCUGUUACUCUUGGCGAGAUUGAAGUGCUUGGCGUUUCUCUUCCAUGGACAAGAAUAUUUACUGAGAAUGUCGUUGGUGCUAACUAUAUCAAACUUCUCCAAGAAAAUUCAAGGCAGAGUAACACUUCUCAACAAGCCUCUGAUGUAAAUGUCACCACAAACCCCUUUUUGUGCAAUUCAAACGAUAUCUCUGGUUCAUCUUCAUCUAAUGGCGGUGGACGACUAGCUCAACAAAGUACUACUGACAAUCUUAUUGACCUGCUAACUGGAGAUCUUAUUACUUCUUCUCAAUCAGAGAUUUCAAGUAUAACAGAAAAUUCUCAGUUUAACAGUCAAGAUCCGCUCGACCUUUUUGGGGGUUCUGUUGCUGAUAACAUUUUUCAAGUUCCUGAUAACACAGAGAGUGAGUCCAAAAAUGAACCAGUCAAAGAAUUUGGUGGUGUUAAACAUUACAUUGAUAUCUCCACAUCCCUUUUUGGUUCUAACAAGGGUGGAAAUUUUGACUUUAUGCAAUCGUUGAAGCUUGAAAUAGAACGCCUUCGUUUAAAUAUUUCUGCAGCUGAGAGAGACAGAGCUUUAUUAUCUGUCAGCAUUGAUCCUGCAGCAAUAGAUCCAAAUCGCUUACUUGAUUACUAUGACCUGGUAAGCGUAAGUAGUUAUGCAGAUAAACUAGCUUUGCUGGCCCAAACUGCAUAUGAAGAUAAGGUUAAUGCUUCCAUUGGGCUUGAACAAGUUGAUGAUGAUAUAGAUUUCUGGAAUAUUAAUGAAUUUGGUGAAACAUGCUGUGGAGCUGCUUGUGAAGUCCGUGCUGAAAUGACUCCUACAGGAACCUUUUCCGAUGUUUCAUCUAGUGGCAUGUUACCAUUGCUUCUGGAAUGCACUAUAUGUCAAAGAAAGGCUUGCAAAAUUUGUUGUGUUGGGAAGGGAGCAAACUUCCUGCUUGAUAAUGAUUUCAAAGAGGUGAAAAUCUACAAUGGUUUAUCAAGUCAGACUGGAUCUAAUCAUGGUGGGCAAAAUGAAGGUUCCUACAGAAGCCAUUCAGCUCUUGAUGAUGGAGUUAUCUGUAAAAAUUGUUGUAGUGAAGAUAUUCUUCAAGCAUUAAGUGUGGACUACAUUAGGGUUUUAUGUACCUUGCGGAGAAGAGCUCGUACACACAAUGCUGCUCAUUGGGCCUUGGGUCAAGUUGUUGGACCAGUGUUAGAUAGUCUAUAUAAUUCGUGGCAAAGCAUAGAAACUGGCAAGAGACAGUUAAGGGCACUACUGAAUGGAGCAGAGUCCCUUGCUGAAUUUCCUUAUGCAAGCCUAUUGCAUCAGGUGGAAACAGCUGAGGGAUCUGAGCCAUUGUUAUCAUUACUUGCGCCGCUUGGCAUGGGUGAACAUCAUGGUUAUUGGAGAGCACCCCCGAGUAUGUCCACUGUUGAAUUUUCAGUUGUUCUUGGAAGUCUAUCAGAUAUUUCAGGGGUUGCCUUGGUUAUUAGCUCUUGUGGUUACACAACAUCUGACUAUCCUACAGUUCAGAUUUGGGCAAGCAAUACAAUACACACAGAUAAGCGCUCUUCAAUGGGAAUAUGGGAUCUAAAAUCACUAAUAUCAUCAUCUCCACAACUUUAUGGUCCUGAAAAGCUUAGUAGUGAGAACGAGAUCCCAAGACAUGUGAAAUUUGAGUUUCGCAAUCCUGUUCGGUGCCGUAUUGUCUGGAUCAAAUUGACUCUCCCACAAAGUGAGUCCAGCUCUGUUAACACUGAAGAAGAGUACAAUCUUUUUUCGUUUGAUGAAAAUUUCACUUACAAGCCGAAACUCCCAGCUUCUGAUGGUAUUGUCAAUAAUAAUCGAUGCAUACAUGCAAAGCGGCUUAUAGUCUUUGGAAAGUCUUUGAAAAAGGAGGUGGAUCAGGAUGCAUCUUUACAGGUCCCUGAGAUGAUGAAAAUUAGAAGUUUCUUAGAGAGAUCUCCACAACUGAGUCGGUUUAGAGUGCCUAUUGAAGCUGAAAGGUUAAAAGAUAAUGACCUUGCGCUUGAGCAAUUUCUGUCACCAAGUGUCCCUGUAUUAGCUGGUUUCCGGAUUGAUGCUUUCAAUGUCAUAAGACCACGAACCACCCAUUCACCUUUUCCUAAGUUGGAUAUUUGGGAUUGCUCAACUUUUAUGGAGGACAGGUACAUACUGCCAGCAGUACUAUACAUCCAGGUGUCUGUUGUUCAGGAAUCAAGAAAGUCUGUUGUGGUGGGGGAAUAUCGCCUUCCGGAAGUUAAAUCUGGCACAGCUCUUUACUUUGAUUUUCCACGCCCGUUACAGGCUCAAGUCAUCGUUUUCAAACUACUUGGAGAUGUCACUGCCUUCGCGGAUGAUAUAGCUGAACAAGACAACACAAGCCUUCGAACACUUCCAUCAGCUUCAGGCUUGUCUUUAUCAAAUAGAAUUAAGUUGUAUUACUAUGCAGAUCCAUAUGAGCUCGGAAAAUUAGCGAGUUUAUCUGCAAUUUAGUUGCAUUUCAUGUAGAUAAGGACACCAAAUGACAUCCCAUUUUCAAGCUAAGUUGAUUUGGCUUCUUGUAGAGUGAAAAACCAAUAAUUACGUAAGAUAUACAGCUGAGGCUUUUUUUAUUGCUCAA
Musa acuminata AAA Group (dessert banana) is the source of this 5348-nucleotide messenger RNA. RefSeq names its product probable phosphoinositide phosphatase SAC9. The coding region runs from base 251 to 5221 and encodes 1656 amino acids. Gene Ontology annotation, molecular function: protein binding; phosphatase activity. The transcript is spliced from 13 exons. NCBI's taxonomy places the organism in Eukaryota, Viridiplantae, Streptophyta, Magnoliopsida, Zingiberales, Musaceae. The record is from RefSeq and is a predicted model, not a curated record.